Molecule: messenger RNA, 477 nt
Organism: Macrosteles quadrilineatus (aster leafhopper)
Lineage: Eukaryota; Metazoa; Arthropoda; Insecta; Hemiptera; Cicadellidae
Product: histidine-rich glycoprotein-like
Exons: 2
Coding region: 28-477 (149 amino acids)
Cellular component (GO): extracellular matrix
Source: RefSeq, a predicted model, not a curated record
GUCAGUGCUUGGGUAGCUCAUUUAACAAUGUGCUCAAAGAUAAUAUUUGCAGUCACCGUUUUGGUGGUUUGUUCAUUCGCCUUCCCACAACAUGGCUACCACGACCACAGACACGAGCAUGUAGAGGACCACGACCACGGACAUGAGCAUUUAGAGGACCACGACCACGGGUUCCACGUGGAGUACAAGGAGGACUACUACGACCCUCACCCAAAGUACAAGUUCGAGUACGGCGUCCAUGACAGCCACACCGGCGACAUCAAGAGCCACAGGGAGGAGCGCGACGGGGAUGUGGUGCACGGCAGCUACGAGCUGGUGGAGGCGGACGGUUCCAAGCGCGUCGUCCACUACACAGCUGACCACCACACUGGCUUUAACGCCGUCGUCCACCGGGAACACAACGUCCAUCCUCAGCAUUACCAUCAUCACGAGGAACAUGUACCAAAGCACCAUGAACACUUGUUUUCGCAUUACUAA